Messenger RNA from Podarcis lilfordi (Lilford's wall lizard), 4427 nucleotides. The record is from the annotation of a GenBank genome assembly. Lineage: Eukaryota; Metazoa; Chordata; Lepidosauria; Squamata; Lacertidae.
UGAAAUAAUGAGAAAGUGUUCCCUAUUGCCACUGCCCACUUGCUUGCGAGACAGACUCAAUGAGCAAGCAGGCCUUGGCAAAUAUUUUUCCUCCUUGUCAUCACUGCAAUUGUUUGCUUGCUCAUUCCUUCUGGGGCAGUGCAGGAGGCAGGUGAACAUGCAGGUGUUGUUGCUGUGGUGAAGUGGAAGAGCAGGUUCAAGGGAGGCUACUCUUCUUUCUCCUGGAAGAUAUCCCAUGCUUGGGAAAAGAACUUGGGUUACCUUUUCCCCCUUGGCUUGGCAAAGAAGGCAGGACUGUUUCAUUCAGUCCUGAAGGCAGCCUUAAUCCAUAAUUUUGUUCCAAGGGACAUGGGCUCUCCUUAUGGUGUAACUCUCAGCACUCCAGAAGAGCAUUACUGGGGGGUUUUCAGAUGCAAUAUAGUGCAAUAUAGAAAAAGGAGGAAGACUACUCUGACUGGUGAACCCUAUUUUCAGAGUAUCAAUCCUUUGUCUAAUGAAACAUCACCAACCAUACGUAAGAAAGAUGUACUGAUAGGUUUGCAGAAAGAGAAGAAAAAUAUUUAGGGGGAUAAAGUCCUAAAAGGGGGAUCCCCUCCAAAAAAAGAAAAGGAAAAAAUACCCAGCCCAACAUGGACCGAACAUGCUUGGUGUCUAUGAAAUGAUAGCCAACUGUUGAAAUGAGAGGAAAUGGAAAUAUGGGGGAGAGGGAAAGUAGUAUCCCCCCAAACGGGUUUGGCUGGGUGGAACCUUUUUAAAAUAUAUAUAUAUAUAUAUUUAUUCAUUUUGCAAUACAAAAAUAUAAAAACACAUAACACAAUUUUUCACAGAUACAUUUUUUGGACUUCCCUCAGCUCUUCUGCAAAUCCUCCGUUUUAAUCCUUCUUCCGCAUUUCUUAAUCCAAUAUUGCCUUUUAUUAAAAACCUCCUCCCUCUUAUUCCCUUUUUUACAAUAUUUCUAAUAAGGCUGGCUGGAACCUUGCAUAGAGGAGCACUCCACACUACAACAUUUUGUUGCAAGUUGCACUUGUUCUAAUUCUCAAGCAUGGGUAUGCUGGAAUAGGUAGAGAAGGAAAACUAAACCUUCCACAAUGACUGCUAACAUAGGGCUGCCGGCUAGAAGGAUAAGAAAAUUAAGCAAGUCAGCCUUGCCUCCUCCUGUGCCUUUAACAGCAAUAUUAGGUAUAGAAAUCUGCAGGUGUAAGUUUUUAUGCAGUGUAAUGAUGAACAUUAUCACCUGAUGUGCUGCUUGCUGCCUAUCAGCCUGUUCUUAAAGGAGCAGCUACAGAGGCUGGCCAGAAGUGUUGGCAUACCAAGUGUGAACUACUUAACAGUCAGGUACCUUUUAAAAACAACAUUUAGAGCAGCUCAGUGGUAUAUGAUUAUUAUUCAGGUGCAAAGCACAACCAAACUACAGUAUACCUGUGCAUUUUCCUCCUUUGUGUAUAGAAGCUUUCUUACUCAAAGUCACAUUCCAUGACAUUUUUUUUUUUUUUUUUUGAAGCCUAUAUAGAAUCAUUUUGAAGCCUAUAUAGAAUCAUUAGAAUUGGAAUAUUGGAAAUUUGACAGCAUUAAUUCAGAAGAGAGUUAUAGUCAAGUUUCAUUAUGCAUAAGAUGCAUUAUGAACAACAAAGCUUCAUUUGGAGUGAGGGUAAUAAUAAUAAUAAUAAUAGACCUAAAGUCCCUGUUAAGGGCAUAACUGCCCUUAUCAUAACAUUGACAAUGUUACAGGACUUCUCGGCAAAGGGGUCUCCAUGUUCUAGAAUUAUUCUCUUCAUAGUAGACUAAUUGGUGAACACCCUAUGGAGAGCAGCCAUGCAGUCUACAGGGCAACUGGAAGAGAAAUGAAUGUGUAUGGGGCAGAGCAGGGGGAGAAAUUCAAUCCAGUUUGCAUUCAGAAGUGAACUUUUCUAAUCCAUACUUUCCAAAACAUAACACAAAGUGAAAUCCAGCCAUUCUUCAAAAUUCACAUACCUCUAAAUUUUGCAAUGCAGUUCUCCAUCCAAGUGAUGUUUACUAAAAAGUCACAUGCUGAAGUCUGCAUAUAAAUGCAUAUAUUAGGGAAAAUUGUGCACAAUUGCUGAAACUAUCAGGUGCAGAAGUUCAAACUUACAUCUUAGGAGAACUUUGCACUAAGAUGCUGCUGAAUUUUCAUUAGUUGUUGUGUGUUUUUUAAAAGCAAACACAGAAUGGUGUGGCAAUGUUGGGAGCUGAAUUUAAGAUUGGACAGGGAGCAGAGAAAAUGAGAGAAACUGAUACUGACAGAUUCACACAUCGCUAGUCUAGGGUUCAAGGGGAGCCUGGACUGCUUAAUUUUAUUCUCACAUAAUUAUCAGUCACUUUUGUAAUCACUGAACAUAGAAUUUUGCAUGACUUGAAUAUUUGAACUGCCCAAAUGUACUUUCUGGACUUUCCAUUUCCGCCCAUGUAUUUUUCUAUUUUAUGUCUGGCUGCCCAUUUGUUUUUAUUUUUACCCUGCAAACUGUGGCACUUGGGAGACAGCAAGUCUGGGAUGUGAAUGCUCACUUGGUGUCUUUGGAUGGAGAGGGUAACUUCAGGUCUUGCUUAAUGUCUUGGUGGCAGAUGAACUUUGCAUUUCAGUGAAUGAGCCAGGAUGAAGCAUGUAAAUAACCCUGAAUGCUCCAAGCAGCCAUUCUGGGUGUAAUUCAUCUGUACACUUGUGUAUUAUUAAUAUUAUUAUGAGUGGGGCUGAUACUUAAUUGUGAGACCUUUUGAGUGGUUCUGCUUUAAGUCUGUAGAUCAGUUGGCAUAGACCAUGCAUAAACAAAGGCACUUUAUCAGGGUUGCUCCAUAAGCUUUUCACACGUGCUGCUUCUCUCUGCCACUGCAUUAGCGGGCAACUUGUUGCAAAAUACUAGUAUUGCAUCUCCUUUAUAUGACCCCCACUUAAGUCUAUUGUGAGUCUGCAGAGUAAAUUAAGUUAUUUUUGCCCUGCUGGUGGUGAAGGGCUCUCUAUUAGUUGGUUGCUAGAAGGCCACUUACUCUUUUUCUUUUUUUCCUUCGAGGCAGAAGACCUUUUUGUGCCUAUCGUCUUCCCUGUAGAGUUAGUCAAAAGGAUAUGAGAAGCUGUUCCAGAACACAGCAGAGUGACAUCUUCAUGCCAACAUGGGUCACAGGCACAGCAAGUGGUCAGUCCAUUCAAAAGAGAGAGAGCCUCACAUUCCAAAAGAGAAGUACACAGCAACAACAAUUCCUAGUUCACUUGAUGCACCAAGAUCACAUGAUACUUUCAUGUGUAUCCGUGACAAUGAUUCUUCCAUGGCAAGUACAGAAGAGACAAGGCAACUGAGGGGUGCCAACAUGGUUCCACAGGCAACGCAAGAAGAGGUGUUACCUGUUCAGCAGGAGGCUAAAGCCCAACCAGUUUCUGAGAGCCCUCAAAAGUACUUGAACCUGAAACAACCCCAGCUUACUGUAAUGUUGGAGAAGGGGAUUGGGGCAUUUCAGCCAACCAUAACAGGAGUGCAUGAGGCAGAGCUUGCUACACAGAGGCCACCACAUCUGGGAACUUAUUUUCUUGUGACAGAGGAGAUGCCAUCUAAAGAAAGGGCCCUGGAAGACCAAGAGUCAUUGGUCUUGACACCAAGUGGACAGUCUAUGGAGCAAAUAUCAGAAGGUCCUCGUGAAAAUGUCAGAAAGGUGGCAACGGCCAUGAAAACUAUCUGGACUGUAGAUCAUGAGGAUGCAGAAGUUCAAACCACAACAGAGCUGGAGGAGCAUCCCCACUGCUGUACACAAGGAAAACACCAUGAAGAAGAAGAUAAUGAAGAAGACAAUGAUGAAGAUGCUGCUGCUGACAGCAGUAGAUUGUUUACCUCCUACUUACAUGCUACAAAAUGGACACGGUGAGGAACAAGGGGACCACCUUAAAAAGGAAACCACUGAAGGACACUGGGUUGGAAUCAUAGAGGAAUCCUCAUUAAAUUAACCAUGGAAGGAGCCUUAAUGAAGCCCAUAUAAUUCCCUAGUAUGUCUAGGCUGCUGCAGAGAUGAAGGAGCCACAGAUAUGAAACAUUGCAGAAACGCCAAUCAACUUCAGUCUGCCAUAAUACCCACCCCUUUGCCAUGCAAGAAGAGUGUACAUCUCCUCUGGAAAUUCAUUAUCCAGAAUUAUUGGAGAGAGUUGAAGGGGAAAUGCUGUCAGUGAACUGAGGAGGGGUUGGCUUAAUAGGCCUGCUGUUACCUAGUUGACUACAGCAGACUCUAGAUAUCUGCAUAUGUUGGUCUAGUUAGCCUAUAAAGUCAGACUUCUUUAUUCUAUUUUUACACAGAUGAGGUGCUUUUUUUUAAGUACACUAAUUGAUCACAUACUUGGUUUCAUUUUUAUGGGAAAAAUCACCUUUGCUUAUUACUUCAGAACACACUUCUUAAAUGUGUUGGCACGAAAGAUAUAAUCUCACUAGGCGGGG